Molecule: messenger RNA, 1477 nt
Organism: Calypte anna (Anna's hummingbird)
Lineage: Eukaryota; Metazoa; Chordata; Aves; Apodiformes; Trochilidae
Gene: TFAM
Product: transcription factor A, mitochondrial
Exons: 7
Coding region: 19-807 (262 amino acids)
Molecular function (GO): transcription cis-regulatory region binding
Source: RefSeq, a predicted model, not a curated record
AGGCGCGUCGGGGAAGCGAUGGCGGCGGCGGUGUCGCUGCUGGGCAGGGCCGCGGCUCUGCUGGGCGGCGCGCAGCGGCUCCUCAGGGGCUGCGGCGUCGGCGGCUCGGUGGAGAGGUGCCUGUCCCGGGGAAUCAGCUCGGAUCAGCGCCCGAAGCGGCCCCUGACGGCCUAUUUCCGCUUCCUGAAAGAUAAUCAUUCUGCUUUUAAACAGAAAAAUCCAGAAAUUAGCAACAUGGAGCUGGUUAAAAAAAUAGCAGGUGCUUGGAAGGAGUUGCCAGCAUCACAGAAGCAGGUUUAUGAGGAAGCCAGGAAGACAGACUGGCAAAAGUAUCAACAACAGUUGGCUGCAUAUAAAGCACAGCUCACUCCAGCCCAGGCUGCAGCUUUGAGAGAAGAAAGAAGAAAACGACUGGCAAAAAGAAGAUCAUUCAGGGCAAAAAGAGAACUGACUGUGCUUGGAAAACCUAAAAGACCUCGUAGUGGCUUUAACAUUUAUGUGUCAGAAAACUUUCAAGAAACUGAGGGAAUUUCACCUACGGCAAAGCUGAAGCAAUUAUUUGAUGCAUGGCAAAAACUGUCCAGUUCUCAGAAACAGCCCUACCUGCAGCUUGCUGAAGAUGAUAAGGUUCGGUAUGCAAAUGAAAUGAAGUCAUGGGAAGCAAAAAUGGUUGAACUUGGACGUGAAGACCUGGUACGUUCCAAAGAGCAGAAGCCAAAAAAGGAAGCUGCAAAGAAAGCUGGAACAGCCAAAGCUUCCUCACGAGAAAAAAAGGCAAAAUUGAAAUCAAAAAAAUCAGAAGAAUAAAACGGUUAAGUAUUUUAUAUUUAAUGUCCUUUGGCUGUCGUGUCCUUACCUGCUGUGCUAGUGCUGCAGUCAGCAUUAGCACUGAAAUUUGCAAAGCCUGGGAAGGGCCCGCUGGAGAGGUAGAAAAGAUGAUCAGGUAAGAGAGGAUUUGGUGUCUCUUGGAACGGACUGAAAUAAUCAUUGCAGGUGCAGCCUGAACUGUACAAUAACAGGUUAAUCAAGCUGUGAACACUGACAUCAGCAGAGCUCUCCAAUAAUGGUAGAUAACUGCUUUUCUAAGAUACUUUUUUAUGAAAGCCCGAGUAUUCUACAAUGUUACCAUCUAAAUAGGAAAUUAAAUCUGAGUUAACGCUGAUGUGUUUUAUUCCCUCCAUGGUAUUGAUAGUGAAAUGUUCUGCAUUUCAACAGAAGGUAAAAGAAAUACAUAAUACUAACUUGUAUUCUAUGCAUCUGUCCUUUUUGUACGUUUCAAUCUGUGUAUACCACUUGUGCUGCAUUUAAUUAAAGACCAUAUGUGUUUUGUAUAAACAUGCCUUUAUUGGACUUUUAUUCCAUAUUUUUUGUUUGGAUACAUGCAGGCACUUUUGCCUUCCUGUUUUAUUCUGGACAGCCUGAAUGUGUGAACUGCUAGAACAUCAGGUUUUGAUGCAAUAAAUACAGGUAUUUUGAA